UGAUUUCAAGGUUUUCUCACUUAUACUCGAGUAAUCUUUAUUUUAUUAUUAUUUUUUUCUUUUUUACAGGUCCUCUUAUGAACUCCAUAAAGCGACUGGUUUUCCGAAUGUCCGGCUUCAACCAGUUAGGUUUGUACCAUGAUGACUGUUUAUAUGAAAAUGAUGAUGUGAAGGAAGCACUCAGACGUUUACCCCAGGGUUUGAAAGAUGAUAGAAACUACAGAAUGAAUAGAGCCCUUCAUCUCUCAGCUACAAAGUCUAUUCUUCCCAAGGAUCAGUGGAUUUCAUUUGAUGAGGAUCGUCAGAAAGGAAGAUACCUUCAGGCCUACUUGCAAGAAGUUGUCAGAGAGAGACAUGAACGUGAAGAAUGGAAACAAGAAGUAAUUUUGGCUCAUUGGAACACUGUUAAUUAUUGCAAUAGACAAGAUGCUGUGGUAACAUCAGCUGUGGUUCUUGUUUCCAAUGCUUUGUAAUUUAUUGUAUAUUUUACCAACUGAACCCUUAAAUAUUCUAUGUGUAGAAUUUAAUUUCUGGUAUUUGUAUAAAACAAGAAAUAUAAGUGUAUUAACUUUA
Molecule: messenger RNA, 573 nt
Organism: Macrobrachium nipponense
Lineage: Eukaryota; Metazoa; Arthropoda; Malacostraca; Decapoda; Palaemonidae
Product: cytochrome b-c1 complex subunit 7-like
Exons: 3
Coding region: 78-473 (131 amino acids)
Biological process (GO): mitochondrial electron transport, ubiquinol to cytochrome c
Source: RefSeq, a predicted model, not a curated record